This is a messenger RNA of Gossypium arboreum, 514 nucleotides long. RefSeq lists its product as uncharacterized. Bases 37 to 414 code for a protein of 125 amino acids. The record is from RefSeq and is a predicted model, not a curated record. Lineage: Eukaryota; Viridiplantae; Streptophyta; Magnoliopsida; Malvales; Malvaceae. The transcript is spliced from 2 exons.
AUUAGGGAUUGCACGGAGCUAGAUGAGAAGAAUAAGAUGCAAGGUGCGAGAUCUAGUGGGGCGACAGCUAGAGGUAGACCCCCGAGGGUUUCAGGAGGUAGGGGCGGUAAUCAGAGGGGAGCCACUGAUACGGCUGUUCGAUCCGAGACCCGAGCUCCUGCUAGAGCAUAUGCCAUCCGCGCACGAGAGGAGGCAUCCUCCCCUGACGUUAUCACUGGUCACUGGGACUCGUACUGUUGUGUGCUCGGAACCGUCGUUGAAGUCAUCACACCGGCUGAAAUCUUGUGGUAUUACUUUUUUUUUGUUGUUGAAGAACAUUUGGCAUGUAUAGGCUAUUAUAUUUUGUCGAUUUGUGGGAUUGUAAACUUUAAGCCAUGUGAAAAUGGCCUAUGUGGUCGUCGAGUGGGAUGCUAGAACCUAUAGCCACGAGUCUUAGAAACUCAAAUUUUGUUAAGGUGGCCAUAAUUUGUGUCAUGUAUGAUGGAUGAUUAAGGCCAAGGAAAAAUUCAUGAAA